Molecule: messenger RNA, 9369 nt
Organism: Ornithorhynchus anatinus (platypus)
Lineage: Eukaryota; Metazoa; Chordata; Mammalia; Monotremata; Ornithorhynchidae
Gene: BRWD1
Product: bromodomain and WD repeat domain containing 1
Biological process (GO): cytoskeleton organization; regulation of transcription by RNA polymerase II; regulation of cell shape
Cellular component (GO): nucleus
Molecular function (GO): protein binding
Source: RefSeq, a predicted model, not a curated record
GGCAAUGGCGGCAGGAAAAAGCCGGAGGUAGAGGAGGGGGGGGGAGGGGGAAGCGAGCGGCCCCAACCGGCUCCGGCGCGGCCUCCGGCUGCCCCCCGCCGCCAGGACCGGCCAUGGCCGAACCUUCGCUCGCCCGCCGUUCCGUGCCGCUCAUCGAAUCAGAGCUUUAUUUCCUCAUCGCCCGGUUCCUGUCGGCCGGUCCUUGUCGGAGAGCGACGCAGGCGCUGGUGCAGGAGUUGGAGCAGUACCAGCUGCUGCCCAAGAGGUUGGACUGGGAGGGCAACGAACACGACAGGAGCUACGAGGAGCUGGUCUUGUCUAAUAAACAUGUGGCUCCAGAUCACUUGUUGCAAAUUUGCCAACGUAUUGGGCCUAUACUGGAUAAAGAAAUUCCACCCAGCAUUUUGAAAGUCACCUCUUUACUUGGUGCAGGGAGACAGUCUCUGCUUCGAACAGCGAAAGAUUGCAGGAAUACUGUUUGGAAAGGCUCUGCCUUUGCUGCUCUUCAUAGAGGAAGACCUCCGGAAAUGCCUGUGAAUUAUGGUUGUCCUCCAAGCCUUGUGGAGAUAAAUCGUGGAAAACAACUGACAGGAUAUGCAUCUUUUAGCACUGCAUUUCCAGGAAGCAUGUAUCAACACAUAAAAAUGCACAGGAGGAUUCUUGGCCAUCUUUCUGCCGUGUACUGUGUUGCAUUUGACAGGACAGGGCACAGAAUAUUUACUGGCUCGGAUGAUUGCUUGGUGAAGAUUUGGUGUACAUACAAUGGCCGAUUACUGUCUACGUUAAGAGGCCACUCAGCAGAAAUUUCUGAUAUGGCAGUGAACUUUGAAAACACUAUGAUUGCUGCAGGAAGUUGUGAUAAAAUAAUCCGAGUAUGGUGCUUGAGAACUUGUGCUCCCGUUGCUGUGCUCCAGGGACACACUGGGUCAAUUACAUCUUUACAGUUUAGCCCAUUGGCCAAAGGCUCAGAAAGAUACAUGGUCUCCACGGGGGCAGACGGAACAGUUUGCUUUUGGCAAUGGGAUUUGGAUUCCAUGAAAUUCAGCAAUCGCCCUCUGAAGUUCACAGAAAAACCUAGACCUGGGGUGCAGAUGCUUUGCUCGUCAUUUAGCGUUGGUGGCAUGUUUUUAGCAACAGGAAGUACAGAUCAUGUAAUCAGGAUGUAUUUUUUUGGCUUUGAGACCCCUGAAAAAAUAGCAGAACUUGAAAGUCACACAGACAAAGUUGACAGCAUCCAAUUUUCUAACACCGGUGAUCGAUUCUUAAGUGGUAGCAGAGAUGGAACAGCCCGCAUCUGGAGAUUUGAGCAACCCGAAUGGAGGAGCAUUUUAUUGGAUAUGGCCACUAGACUGUCAGACGACCAGUCAGAGGAGGAGAAAUUUAUGAAGCCCAAGGUAACCAUGAUCGCUUGGAAUCAAAAUGAUAGCCUCGUCGUCACAGCUGUGAAUGAUCACCUCCUUAAAGUGUGGAAUUCUCAUACUGGACAACUGCUUCACAACUUGGUGGGACAUGCAGAUGAAGUAUUUGUUUUGGAGACACAUCCUUUUGAUUCCAGAAUUAUGUUGUCAGCUGGGCAUGAUGGUAACAUCUUUAUAUGGGAUAUUACAAAAGGCACAAGAACAAAGCAUUAUUUUAAUAUGAUUGAAGGGCAAGGACACGGAGCUGUGUUUGACUGUAAGUUUUCAUCGGAUGGACAGCAUUUUGCCUGUACAGAUUCUCAUGGGCAUCUACUGAUAUUUGGUUUUGGCUGCAAUAAACCUUAUGAAAAGAUCCCUGAUCAGAUGUUCUUCCACACUGACUACCGCCCAUUGAUUCGCGAUUCAAACAAUUAUGUCCUGGAUGAACAGACCCAGCAAGCACCUCAUCUUAUGCCCCCACCGUUCUUGGUGGAUGUAGAUGGAAACCCUCAUCCAACUAAGUACCAGAGACUAGUUCCAGGCCGAGAGAAUUCUGCAGAUGAACAUUUGAUCCCACAGCUAGGAUAUGUGGCCACAAGUGAUGGAGAAGUAGUUGAACAGAUCAUAAGCCAGCAAACCAAUGAUCAAGAGGAACAAAGCCCGGAAGCCAGCAUUCUUGAUGGAAUGAUAAGACAGUUACAGCAGCAACAGGACCAAAGAAUGGGUAUAGAUCAGGAAGCUGUUUCAAAUGGAAUUCCAAAUGAGGAAGGAACACCAAGAAGAGGAUUUAGAAGAUUAAGUUUAGAAAUUCAGUCCCCCCCAAACAUUGGCUUACGCCGCAGUGGGCAAGUUGAAGGCGUUCGCCAGAUGCAUCAGAAUGCUCCACGAAGUCAAAUAGCUACAGAACGUGACUUGCAAGCUUGGAAACGAAGAGUGGUUGUACCAGAAGUACCGCCCAGCAUUUUCAGAAAUCUGGAAAACUUAGAAUCGAAAAGUGGAGAGGAGAGAAAUCUUUAUAUCAAAGAAAGGAAAAGGAAGCCUACUCAACCAGCACCAAAGGCUGACUCCGAAGUUUCAGAGGCACGAUGCAAACAAAGAAUGAAAAGACGUAAAUACCCAAUUUAUGGAACACGGAGAAUUUAGAGCCACUUGAAUGAUUCCACAGAAAGUGAACAGCAUUCAACGCCAGAUCAAAGUGAAGGUUCCUGCUCUUCAGAUGAGGAAGAAUGGAAAAGUGACCGAAAAAGUGAAAGUGAUAGUGAUAGUUCCAGUGACACUUCCAAUAGAUAUUCUGACUGGACAGCUGAUGCCAGGAAUUAAUCUCAGCCUCCUUUACGGACUUCUUCUCGGCGAAGAGCAAUUCGAUAUUGCAGUAGUUCAGAAGAUGAAGUAUCUGCUGCGAAAUCAUCUCCUCCAAAGAGAAGACGGAAGCGGAGAAAAAAACGUAAACCUAAGAAGGAGAAUUUACAGAGACUCUCUACAGCAGAACUGGCAAAUAUAGAAUUUUUAUAUGAAUUCCAUCCUCCUGUGUGGAUAACUGAUACUACGCUUAGAAAAUCUCCAUUUGUUCCUCAAAUGGGUGAUGAGGUAAUAUAUUUUCGGCAGGGUCAUGAAGCUUAUGUUGAGGCAGUCAGAAGAAACAAUAUAUAUGAACUGAACCCCUGUAAAGAACCGUGGAAAAAAAUGGAUCUUAGGGAUCAAGAACUGGUAAAGAUAGUUGGAUUACGGUAUGAGGUUGGUCCCCCUACACUCUGUUGCCUCAAGCUCGCUUUUAUCGAUCCUGCAACUGGAAAGAUUAUGGACAAGUCCUUCUCUCUAAAGUACCAUGAUAUGCCAGACGUUAUCGACUUUCUUGUGUUGCGUCAGUUUUAUGAUGAAGCCCGGCAGAGGAAUUGGCAAGCUCGUGACAGAUUUCGGUCCAUAAUUGAUGAUGCUUGGUGGUUUGGAACAGUAUUAAGUCAAGAGCCGUAUCAGCCCCAGUAUCCAGAUAGUCAUUUUCAGUGUUACAGUGUUAAAUGGGACAAUACCGAAGUAGAAAAACUUAGCCCAUGGGACAUGGAGCCAAUUCCUGAAAAUGUUGAUCCGCCCGAAGAAUUGGGGGCUAGCAUUUCUGUGACUUCAGACGAACUUGAGAAGUUGCUAUAUAAACCCCAGAAGGGUGAAUGGGGACAAAAAUCCCGCGAUGAAGAAUGUGAACGAAUUAUUAGUGGUAUUGACCAACUUUUGAAUCUUGAUAUUGCAGCAGCCUUUGCGGGCCCCGUUGAUCUAUGCACCUAUCCCAAGUACUGUACGGUGGUAGCUUAUCCAACGGACCUUUACACAAUUCGGAUGAGACUCAUCAAUCGGUUCUACAGGAGGAUCUCUGCAUUGGUUUGGGAAGUCAGGUAUAUAGAAAACAACGCCAGAACCUUUAACGAACCUGAGAGUGCAAUUGCUAGGUCAGCAAAGAAGAUCACGGACCAGCUUUUGAAGUUUAUUAACGAUCAAAACUGUACUAAUAUAGCCGAGCUCUGUUGCACUACGGAUGAUGAGCAAGAUAUCUUUGCUGCUGAUAUGGAUGACAGUGAUCGUCCCAGAACUUCUGGAAGAAAAGUUAAAGUAAAAAAGCAACAGUAACGUAACUUCUAAUAUGAGAAUAACUGGAAAAAGCAGUGUAAGGAACUCAUGAACUUAAUCUUCCAGUGUGAAGAUUCUGAGCCAUUUAGACAACCUGUUGAUUUGGUUGAGUAUCCCGACUAUCGAGACAUUAUAGAUACUCCAAUGGACUUUGGAACAGUGAGAGAAACUCUAGAAGCUGGAAAUUAUGACAGCCCAUUGGAGUUGUGCAAAGAUAUCCGUUUAAUAUUUAGCAAUGCAAAAGCUUAUACACCGAACAAAAGGUCAAAGAUUUACAGCAUGACCUUGAGAUUGUCUGCUCUAUUUGAGGAAAAAAUGAGGAGAAUCUCUUCUGAUUUUAGAAUUAGCCAAAAAUACCAAGAGCGACUCCGAAGAAGUCAGAGGUAUAAGAGGCGGCAGAAUUCUAACCAGGCCCACCAAUCUGAGAAACCGUUCAGACACCUGAAGCAGAAACAGUUAAAAUCUCAGGCCAAAGUCUUACCCGAAGUGGAAGAUUCUCCUCAACAAUCUACCUCAAGCAGGGCAACUUUUGUGACAAGCCAUAAAGUCAGUGCAAACAUCUCUGCCAAUGCAACUUCUGGUGAAUCGUCAGAUUCGGCAGCAUCGUCUAGAAAGAUCGGACGGGCUAGACCUUUAACACUAGCAAAGUGUUCUCCACUAUCUGAGAGUGAAAUGGAAGAUUCCUCAGCUUCCUCUUCCUCCUCUUCAGCUUCUUCAAGUAGUUCAGAGGAAAGUAGAGAGAGUUCUGUAGUGACCGAAUCCUCAUUACGCAAUGGGAUCUUCAGAGGCAACAGUGACAACUUCAGGGUUACUAGAAAUAGAGCUGCUCAGAGAAAAGCAGGUUCUACCUCUCAAGAAAAUGGAUACAGCCGAAAAGCUGUCAGGAAAAGGGUUUAUCUGAGCGACUCUGACAACAAUUCAACGGUGGCCGGUGACAGACUGAAAGCCAAAACCGGAUGCAUCCGCAAAAUCCCACGCAAGUGUGCGACUGCAGCUGCCAAUAAGAUCAAGCUAAUGAGUGAUGUGGAAGAGCACUCAAGCUCAGAAAGUGCGUGCUCUGGAAGCCGGAACAGCAGGAAACUGCCUCACCGGAAUGCCUCUGCUGCAGCUAGAAAAAAGCUGUUGUACAACUCGGAGGAUGAGAAAAGUCUGAAGUCAGGAAGCGACAAAGACGAAAAAGAGCAAUCUACUACUAGAAAUCACCCGGCCGAGACUCGCUCCUACGCUCGUGGGACGAGCGUUAGUGAGUCUGACAAUGGAGGCUCAGAAUCAGAAGGUGACCUGAAAGUGGUUCGGAAGAACUGGCGCACAAAUGGUCACAAGCUCUGCACUGCUGCAUCUUUUAAGGCAAAAUUUCCCUCAAUAGAAUCCUCUGAGGAAGAGUCAAAAAGCCAUAAUUCAGAGGAUGAGAGCAAAAGGAAAUCUUGCCUGUCAACUUCUAUGCAAGAGCCUCCAGUAAGGAACAGGUCUGAGGAGGAAGGAGACUCAGGGCCAGGCAAAGGAAUGGUUAGAAAACCCAUGAGGACCACCUGCCGUAAGGUUGCCACACUCUCGAGAAAAGCAAAGGUCUUGAGUGAUUCAGAUGACUCGGCAGAGUCUGAGGAGGAAGAGAGUGGGAAUGGAAGACAUUUGGUCAAAAGAGAAACACCUGUGCAGGUGCCCAAGUGUUCAAAAUCUGGUUCCGAUGCUGCCUCCGAGUGCACUUUGAAAUAUGUGUCUGAAACAGAUUUGGAUUCCGAUUUGAAUUGCAAUAACACAAAACCAAAUAAGAGGAAAAAGAACCUUAUAAAAGGCACCGCAUCUCAAGAAAAUGGACUCAUCAGAAAAACUGCCAGGAAAAGGGUCCAUGCAAGUGACUCAGACAGCAACUCGGAAGUGGUUAGCAGACCGUUAAGGCCCACACGUGGUGGCUUGAGAAUUCCACGUAGGUGCGCUGCUGUGGCCGCAAGUAAGAUUAAGUUAAUGAGCGAUGUGGAGGAAGAAGAAAACUCCAGCUCUGGAAACGUGGGCACUAGGGGUAGGAAGGGCCGGAAACCGCUUCCUCGCGGGACCGCCACGAUCCCCAAGAAGAUGAUACUGUACGAUUCCGAGGGUGACACAAAUUUUGAAUGCGAAAGUGAAAAAGAGCCGGUAGAGCUGUCUGCCUUUCGAGAUCAGGCAUUCGAGGCUCGUUCAGAGAUUGAAAAGAAAAGUGUUCGUGAGUCUGAAAAUGAAGACUCAGACUCUGAAAGUCAUUCGAAAGGGGCCCGGUGGAAGAAUCGGCGUGCCAGUGGUCCCAAGUCUACUCCCGUGUCCUUUAAAACAAAACACUUCUCCACUGCAUCUUCUGAAGAAGAUUCCAAAAGCCAUACCCCGGGAGAUGAAAAUGAGAAUGGGGCUUCCUGCCUGGGCACUUCUGGGAAGAAGCCUGCUGCAAAGAACAGCAAGGAGGAGGAGGAAGCGGGGCCCGGGCCAAGCAGGUGGCGAGAUAGAAGAAUCAAAAAGAUGACUCGACGGAAGGCGGCGGUGACUUUAAGAAAAGCCAAGGCCCCCCGCCAUCUGCCGGACCCAGCAGAUUCUGAGAAAGGGGAGGGAGAGAAGAGACCUUCUGAAUCAGAAAGCAUGGAAGCAUCUGAAACAGCGGGGAGUGCCAAGUCUGGACCCGAUUCUAGUCCCAAGGGCAUUUCAGUUGUGGAAUCAGCCACUGAUUCAGACACUAACUCUAGUGAUAACACGAAAGCAAAAAAGAGGAAAAUAAGAGGAAAAGCAAAAGUAGUUAGAAAAGAUACAGUCCCUAAGGCAUUCACUAGAAAAACGAGGAAAAGAAAAUGUGUGCUUAACCAGGAGGCCAGUGUGCAAAUGACUAAUGAAAAAUUGAAAGCCAGAACGUUUACUGAGAAAGUUCCUCGAAGAUGUGCUACUAUCGCUGCAAAUAAAAUCAGAAAAAUGAGCGACGUGAAGGAAGAGAACUCGAGCCCAGAAAGCGUCUGCAUGAAAAGGAGUAGCCGAAAACUGCCCCAUCGCACUGCCUCUGCUGCAGCGAGGAAAAGACUCCUGACGAUCUCAGAGGAGAAUGACGCCGGCUUUAGAUAUGACAGUGAACGAGAACAAGAUGAUACUAAUAGGGAGAUGCGUUCUCCGUCUGCUUCCGACCCCGGAAGCAAAAGAUGCAACAGUGGCUCUGAGAGGGAAAAGUCUGAAUCUAAAAGCAGUUUGAAGGGGACCCAGAAGAGUUGGCCCGCUAAUGGUGAGGAGUCACCUAGUGCUCAAAUGAAAGAUCCAGAGGCAAAAAACUACCCUUCAGAGGACGAGAGUGGGAAGAAAGCCCCCUGCCAGUCCACUUCGGGGCAAAAAUCUACCCUGGAGACCAAUUCGGGAGAAGACGAGUGUGGAUCAGAGAUCUGGAGUGACAGGAAAACAAGGCGCAUGCCCCGACGGAAGGCUGCUACUCCUUCCAGGAGGCGAGCGAAGGCCUUGAAUAAAUGUUUGGACUCCACCAGUUUCAAAGAGAGAAGGUAUUCCUGGCGCACAAGGAAGAAAGCUACCGCAAGGACUUCCAGCUCCCAGCCUGAUGCUAAGUGCUGUUCCCAAUUAGAGUCUGGAAAUAAUUCAGACAACAUCAAUAACUGUGGUAAUCCUGGAGAAAUAAGCAAGAGGAAAAGAAAGGCUCAAGGGAGUGUUUCAAAGAAGGCGCUUAAGCCUACUCGGCGUUCUAGGCGAAAGAGACGGCCCAGGUUCAACCAGGACAAUAACCACUGGGAGGAUUUGGACUAUAUCAAAUACAGAAGAGUUCCCCGACGAUCAAAAAUAAGAACUAGAAAUCAAGGUAGAAGGACUGUGAGAUACAAUGAUGGGGAUGAUGACGACAGAGGUCUAGAGGUAGUGUGUUGGAAGUAGGUGAUUUUGAAAACUAGUUAUUCGGCCAGUUAUUACUUGACAGUAAUGACGUUGGAAUUUGCGCUGAAUGCUGGCUGCUUGAUUUGUCCUCCAAUUCAGGGAAUAUAUUUCUAUUUUUCUAUGAAAAAGUUAUGAAUGUGACUGAAUCAUAACUGUCCUUUUCUUGUUUCUACUUGCACUUGUGUCCCUCACGAAGCAGCAUUUAGUGAGAUGUCAAGAUACGGCUCUUUGGGGGACAAGAUUUAGUCUUUACUGAUUUGAAACUUACAGAUACGCUAACAUCACACAGCAGACAUUAUCGCCAUGGGUGCUACAUUGACUACUACCUAGGUCAUACAUUUUUAGUGCUUUUAAGAAGUGAAUUCUAGUACAGUAAAUGUUACAAAACUUUAUUCAGCAGUAACUUAGAUGUGCACACAGCAAACAUCUUAUAUAAGGUAUUAAAAGGUGACUGGCGGUUGGCCUUUAAGAUCACUGGAAAAUAUCUAAGAUUAUGAAACCCAUUACUUGGCUUUCUCCAACCAAGAUUAAUUUAAGGAGCUAGCUGCCGGUAAUCGAGCUGAAAGAUGAGGUGUACUAUUCCUAAGAAGAAAAAUGAAAAAAACACCCAGUGGUUCAGGUUAGGUAUUUUGCUGUAAAGAAUUACUGUCAUCUUCAUUUUACUUUAUAUGCUGGAAAUUCAGAAGAGAAAAUGCAGGCCCUAUGCUGUGGGACUUGGUUUUCUCACUCGAAAUCCAGUUUAGAAAUUUUGGGUUCAAUGCUUAUUUCAAAUGAAAAGUUAUGACUUUCUUAGCCCUACGAGGCCAACAUUCCAGAAGUGUUUUUCAUUGUCGCUUCUCUUCCAAGAUCUUGUGUUUGAGGAUACAUUGCAUAAUUAUCAGUGAGGAUGCUGCAUUAAUUCUUAUCAUUGCUAUUACACAAUAAUUCCCUCCAAGGAGGAUUUAUGUUGGUUUUCACUUGGCAGAAUUCCACCUAAAAUGAAGUUAGGUGUGGAUUGGUGGCAUCCGAGAGAGAAAAAGAAUGAUUGAUAAACUCUUCCAAAAGUGCUCAUUUUUUUGGCACUUGUAGUUGAAUUUUUUCAAUUUAGUUGUGAUUCUUUUUAGGGGAAGGGGUGAAAGAGUUUACCCUUUCUUGAACAAGAAUUAAUAUGUUUUAGAUUGGAUGCAUCAGGAAUCUCAGGAAGAAAGUUAUAAAUAUAUAUUUUUUUCUCCACUCAUCAGCCCGUCACAAGUCUUCCCUCUGAUUUUAGUAUGUUACAGACUCUGAUUUGAACAGAUAUAUCAUUCAUGUCUUGGUUAAGUGCUGAGCCUUAAAUUGUCUGUCAACUUGAAUGCCUUAUAUAUUUCUGUUUAGUUGAAAGAUUAACAUGCUUAUAUUAGGCUUAUGUAAAUUUGUGCAAUGACUUGCUCCUAUGAGAUUUCUGUUGAAUUUAUCCUGACCUAAUAUAUAAAUCCCUAAUAAAAACACAUUUCCAAGAGAA